Molecule: messenger RNA, 1169 nt
Organism: Sphaeramia orbicularis (orbiculate cardinalfish)
Lineage: Eukaryota; Metazoa; Chordata; Actinopteri; Kurtiformes; Apogonidae
Product: glucosamine-6-phosphate isomerase 2
Exons: 8
Coding region: 136-969 (277 amino acids)
Biological process (GO): D-glucosamine catabolic process; carbohydrate metabolic process; N-acetylneuraminate catabolic process
Cellular component (GO): cytoplasm
Molecular function (GO): identical protein binding; glucosamine-6-phosphate deaminase activity
Source: RefSeq, a predicted model, not a curated record
AUUGUGACAACAAACCCAGUUUAACAGGAGCUGCGGAACCAGAACCCGAAGGCGAGGAGGACAGAAACAUUAACAAACUGAAAAAAAGGAGAACGAAACAGGAGAGAGCGGAAGUGACGGAACAGCAGUAGAAGCAUGAGGCUGGUCAUUCUGGACGACUAUGCCCAGUCCAGUGAAUGGGCAGCAAAGUACAUCUGCAACAGAAUCAUCCAGUUCAACCCGUCUGAGGACAGAUACUUUACCCUGGGACUGCCCACAGGCAGUACCCCGUACGGCUGUUACCAGAAGUUAAUCCAGUACCAUAGAAGUGGAGAUCUGUCAUUCAAGUACGUGAAGACCUUCAACAUGGACGAGUAUGUGGGUCUUCCUCGCAGUCACCCCCAGAGCUACCACUCCUACAUGUGGAACAACUUCUUCAAACACAUCGACAUCAAUCCGGCCAACGCUCACAUCCUGGACGGAAACGCAGACGACCUGGAGGAGGAGUGUCAGAAGUACGAAGAGAAGAUCCAGGAGGCAGGAGGAAUCCAGCUGUUUGUAGGAGGUAUCGGACCUGACGGACACAUUGCCUUUAAUGAGCCUGGUUCCAGUCUGGUUUCCAGGACCAGGGUUAAAACUCUGGCUAAAGACACCAUCAUGGCCAACGCCCGCUUCUUUGACAACGACCUGUCCAAGGUUCCAACCAUGGCCCUGACUGUGGGGGUGGGCACCGUCAUGGACGCCAAGGAGGUUCUGAUCCUGAUCACCGGGGCCCACAAAGCCUUGGCUCUGUCCAGGGCCAUAGAGGAGGGGGUCAACCACAUGUGGACGGUGUCAGCGUUCCAACAGCAUCCAACAACCACCUUCGUGUGUGACGAAGACGCCACGCUGGAACUGAGGGUCAAAACUGUCAAGUACUUCAAAGGUCUGAUGCAUGUCCAUAACAAACUGGUGGACCCGGUUCUGAGCAUGAAGGACCAGGACAAGUAGAAGACCAGAACCCAUGAGGACUCAUCUGGUCCCAGCUGGUCCAGUUUUCCUUUAGUUCUUCUUCCUGGUCUGUUACUGAACACCACUGUUACUGUUGGGGUCAUUCUGUCACUUCUUUAUUUGGACAUUAAAUGAUCAUUUCUGUGCUCUGUAUCCAUGGUUACCUCUUCCUGUUUCCUUGUAUUAAAUGUGUGUGUGUA